AGUUAUCUUCUAACCUUUAGCAAGUUUAAUUGCAAAUCGCACGGGGAAGUGGUUUAGCAUUUCAGAGCAUCUUACACUUUUGCUGCGGUUAUAAGUUAUGAAAAUUUUUUGACUUUUGGCUGUGAUUUUAGUGAUAAGUGGUGGAACAAGAGAGGUGCAAUGGAUGUACAGACCUCGGCGAUAUGUUUAAUAUGUUACCAUGAAUGAGUGGGGGAAAUUUACUGAUUUUCAAGUAACUGUGGACAUAUUACACGAAAAAAUAGUCAUUCGGUGUGUUUAAGUCACUGUGUAAGUUUCUUUUGUCGCACUACGGCUAUUUUGUCCGUCAUUAUCAUCAAGAAUAAAUUAAAGAGCCUCGAUCGAGGUGUAAUAAGCCACAAGUGACUAUCGAUUAUCCCUUUACUUUCAAUCCACUUGUCGGGGCAUUCAGACCAUUCGCUUUGGGAAAAUUUGUGUGUUGAUUUUUUCUUCCAAACCCGGAAUUGCUCUAAAGUGGCUAAUUUUGUGGUGAUUCUGUGGCACGGAACUUUGGGAUUUUCAGAAAAAAAUUCUGGAGGAAGGGAUUUUCAGAUUAAAUAAAAAUUGUGUGUGGAAUUUUCUGUGUUGAGUGCCCCUUCAAUCCAGACAUCCACACCUCCACCAAACAGAACUCAUCUGAGUAAAAGUGCGAUUGAGAUGACGGAAAAACACAGCACAAACGGAAUGAGUCAAACGGAGACUGUGUCUCAGCCAACGUCCGCUGAUGAGCCCAAGGACAAUCCCAAGGAUCUCAAGAGGGAAGCAAGCUGGCCAGCUGUUUUGUUCUACAUCCAUCUCAAUAUUUUAGGAAUAUAUGGAGUUGUAGUGCUCUUUACACAGACCUCCCUCAUAACAGCAUUAUUUACAAUAAUCUUAACAUUCUUGGGCAUAAUUGGUGUCACAUGCGGCUCCCACCGUCUCUGGGCCCAUCGUACCUACACAGCCAGUACGUUCCUUCGUGGAUUUCUUAUGCUGUGCCAAACCAUGGCCGGUCAGGGGUCAAUUUAUGAAUGGGUACGCCAGCACCGACUUCAUCAUAAAGUCUUCAAGACGUCAGAUGAUCCCUACUAUAGUGAUAAAGAUCUUCUGCACAGUCAAGUUCUGGCUCAAAUUCGGACUCUGAGUGCGAAGCAGCAGAAAUUGCUGGACACCAUCGAUAUGAGUGACAUUGAAGAUGACAAAAUCGUCAUGUUCCAGAAGAAAUUCUACUGGAUUCUGUACUUGAUCUUCUUUGUAUUGUUGCCAAUCAAUGCUCCACUGGAAUACUGGGAUGAUACCGUGCAGGCUGCCCUCUUUGUAGCCUUCUCCCUGCGCUAUAUGAUCGUGAUCAAUGUAGCCUGGAUGGUAAAUUCCGCGCACUUUAUCUGGGGUCUCGAUAAGAACUUCAAGCAAUCUGACUCAAAUCUCAUCUUCGUGAUAACCAAGACAUACUGGCCUCAGUACCACUACCUCAUGCCAUGGGACUAUCAAACUGGUGAAUUUGGAAAUUACGGGGAAGGACUCACCACAAUAUUGAUUCGGGUAUUUGCUGCACUAGAAUUGGCAACGGAUCUCUCAACGAUCUCCACGGAUGCCGUGAAGACAGGUCUAACUAUGGCUGUAGAUUCUGGAAGAUCUGUUGUAGAUUGCUUGAGAGAAGCUGGAGUUGCAGAGAUGGAGAAAUAUCCCAAAGUCUGUCGUGCCUACAACAAAUAACAUGCAAUUUCUCCCAAUUAUCCAUAACCGAGCAUCAAAUCUGAGUCCAAUUUGCAGAUGAUGCAAUUCCCAACGAAUAUUAUUCACACCCGCAUUUCUAAGCACUCUUAUCGAAGGUUAUGUGUUUGUGAAUUAUAAUCUGCCCCCUACCCCCGUUCUGUCUUAUUUGUCAUUACCCCAAAAAAUUGUCAUAUCUUUUGAUUUGUGUAGAAAUGAUAUUUGGUUAAUAAAGGACUUAAACUUA
Molecule: messenger RNA, 1957 nt
Organism: Phlebotomus papatasi
Lineage: Eukaryota; Metazoa; Arthropoda; Insecta; Diptera; Psychodidae
Product: acyl-CoA Delta-9 desaturase
Exons: 5
Coding region: 676-1713 (345 amino acids)
Biological process (GO): unsaturated fatty acid biosynthetic process
Cellular component (GO): endoplasmic reticulum membrane
Molecular function (GO): iron ion binding; stearoyl-CoA 9-desaturase activity
Source: RefSeq, a predicted model, not a curated record